UAAAUAUCUAAGAUGAGUUUGAGUUGGUUGGUUUCUCCUUAAUUACACAAAACUACUAAUGGAUAUUUUAUAAAUCAUGAUAAUAUCAUGCUUGGUAAUUAAAAUUGCAAUUAUUUAAUCAGCUGGACCAUAAGAUAAAAGAAGACUAAUAUUUUAUUAUAUUGUAAGCUAGACACCAGAAAAGAUUACAAAAGAAGAUCACUAAAAAUAUAUCAAAGAAAAGUUCAUAGAUGUAGAUGUAAGAUCUGGAAUAUUUUCUUUUGGUGGUAUUUUCUUGUCUUUAGCAACAAUGAGGGAAUAACAGUUAAUUACUUCAAGAAUCACAAAUCGACCAAUCUUUAAUGGAUUAUUGAUUUUGGGAGUUGGUAAUAUUAAGUAAUAGAAUGCAUUUAGGUUUGAUUGCAGCAGCAUUUUCAUACAAUUUAUCAUAAAUCUUAUUUGAGCCACUUUUUGUUCAAAGAAACUAAGUGAUAUCUGAUUUAUCAGAGAAAUAUAAUUUUUCAGUUUUUGACUUCGCUUUAGCAAAGAAAGAAGCUAGAUUAAAACAAUUAAGAGCAGAAUUAACAAGUGAUAGUAGUAAUGCAGCACAUUUUUGAAUUAAAUAUUAC
This is a messenger RNA of Paramecium sonneborni, 608 nucleotides long. The record is from the annotation of a GenBank genome assembly. Lineage: Eukaryota; Ciliophora; Oligohymenophorea; Peniculida; Parameciidae.